AUGCAUGAAAAUUGUCGGCUUGAAUCUGGUAAAUGUAAUGGCAAAAGAGAGAGCCUUUCUAAACCAGAAAUAGAUCAAAUUGAUAGAAACCACGUCUUGUCCGAGAGAAAGCGUAGAGAAAAAAUAAAUGAGCGAUUUUUGAUUCUUGGAUCCUUAGUCCCAUCUGGUGGCAAGGUACUUGCAACCGCACUUCUUUUUUACAACUGCAUUUGGAAAGCUUUGCCGCUUUCCAAAGCUUCUUCGUGGUUUCUUGCAACUCAGCUCCGUCCACUUGGACGGAGGCAUGAGAUGCCUCCAUCCAAAGGUGGACGGAGGCAUGGAGCCUCCAUGCCUCCGUCCAAGUGGAUGGAGGCAUGGUGGGCCUGUCAAAUUCUGCACUUUCUCAGGUGA
Molecule: messenger RNA, 390 nt
Organism: Fraxinus pennsylvanica
Lineage: Eukaryota; Viridiplantae; Streptophyta; Magnoliopsida; Lamiales; Oleaceae
Source: the annotation of a GenBank genome assembly